UACAAAUAAACAAUAAAUACAACCGCUGCGGAUUGCAAAGGGUGCAGAACGGUGGAUUUGGGGGGUCUGUCAGCUCAUGCAAGAAAGGGGAGCCCUGGAGGCAAAGAAAAAGGAGGAGGAGGAGGAGACCAGAGGCUGCAAAAGGGUCGCUGGCAGCGAGAGGUUUCCCAAAGCCCCACUCCAGAUCAGAGCCUGUGUUGCUGAUCCCCCACAUCGUCCCUUGUCCGGAUCCCCUCUCCAGAUCCGGGCCAGAGCAAGAUCCAGGAGUGCAGAGGGGAAACCCGAUGGAAGAGCAGGACCCAGCAGGACCCCAAACAGAGGAGACAUUAGAAGGAGGAGGAGGACAUUAUCCUGUUUAUCGGGUUGGGAGCGCUGAGGAGGUCCCAAUAGAGGAAGGUCCACAAGAUGCUAAGCGGAUACCGGAUGAGGCCGCGCCACUAGGUACUGAAAGGACUCCAGGUGAGGAGGCUGCGCAGGAGGCUCAGCAGGUACCUGUUGAAGCAGGUCUGCAACAGACCAGCCAGACAACUGACAAAAAGCUCCAGCGGCCCCCGGACACCCAACAGCAGGAUUUCCAGAGGGCAGCCAAGUCCCGGAGGAAGCUGCUGGUGCCUACCCGAUGGGACCACACCAAAUCUUUUCAGACUUCCUUCAGGAGAAUAGCCGAUGCCAUCCAGUGGCCUAGAGAAGAGAGGAAGACCCAGAACUUGCUAGACCUCAGUGGGGAAGCCACUCAAGUCUAUAAGACCCUGCGCUCCAUUGGGCAAGUGGCAGACGAGGACGCCACCAGUUUGGAGUUAUGGCGCCGGCGGUUCAGGCAGUUCUGCUACCUGGAGGCCGAGGGACCCCGAGAAGUUUGCAGCCAGCUCCAAGACCUUUGUUUCCGAUGGCUUCAGCCGCAGAAACGCACGAAGGAGGAGAUCCUGGAGCUGCUGGUCUUGGAGCAAUUCCUGGCCAUAUUGCCGCAGGAAAUGCAGAUCUGGGUCAGGAAGCAGGAACCGGAGACCUGUGCUCAGGCAGUGACCCUGGCAGAGAUUUUCUCUUGGAAGCUGCAAGACCACGAGAGGUGGGAUCAGCAGGUGCCGGGGCCCUUUGAAAAAGUGGCUGUUAAUUUCUCUAAGGUAGACCCCUUGAAGAUGCAGCUGUAUGUGGUGGCCAUGCAGGACGAUGAAAGGAUAACCAGCUUGUUGGCAGGCAGUGGUCAAGCGAGUGAAAGUGAGGAGGAGAAUCUCCGGCUGGAAAGGCCGGGGCAAGUAGAGUACCGCAGGAUGUCGCUGGAAAGGGCUAAAGGGGGCGUCUUCCUUUUUCCUGAGAUGGGAGAGGUGACCCAAAAUCAGCUGGUCACUGGAAGGAAAGUCUUCCAGUUUCUAGAGACUGAAGAGACAUCAGGGAGCCAGCAGGCCCCAGAGAAACACCAGGGAAGGCUCCUGGAACAGGCAGUGAAAAGUUUAAAUGAAAGCACUUUACACAAGGGGCUUGAGGCAAGUCCUCGAAAAAAGAGUGUCACAGGGAAAAGCUCAAGCCAGAGCACCGACCCUCUUAAAAACUUGAAUGUCCAGGCAGGGAAAAAGACACACAGAUGCUCGUAUUGUGGGAAAAUCUUCAACCAUGCCUCCGCUCAUUUGGUCCACGAGAGGAUCCACACAGGAGAGAAACCAUAUAACUGCCUGGAGUGUGGGCAGAGUUUCAGUCGGAGAUCGCACCUUACUAGACACCAGAGAAUCCACACAGGCGAGAAGCCACACACAUGCUCAGAAUGCGGGAAGAACUUCAGCCGGAGAUCCCACCUUAUUGAACACGAGAGAACCCACACGGGAGAGAAGCCGUUUGCGUGCUCCAUCUGCGGGAAAAGCUUCAACUACCGUUCCCUCCUGAAAGAGCAUGCAAGGAUCCACACAGGAGAAAAGCCAUAUAAAUGUUCAGACUGUGGGAAAAGCUUCAAUCGGAGGGAAAGCUUUAUCAUACACGAGAGGACACACACAGGGGAGAAGCCGUACGAGUGCCUAGACUGUGGGAAAAGAUUCAGUCAGCGUUCGAACAUUACUGCCCACGAGAAAACCCAUAUGGGAGAGGGGAAAUGCAAGUGCUUUGAGUGUGGGAAGAGCUUCUGUAAUUCAACCAGUCUCCUUAAACAUCAGAAAAUCCACACAGAAGAAAAAUGCAUAAUAAAUAUGCAAGCACUGGCAGUAGAAAAACCUCUGGUUAGUAAUCCACAUUUUCUUAAGAGUAAAAGCCAGUUCAUUUCUGCAGGAAAAUCCCGUGGCCAUCUCCGCCCGGAGCCUGGCCAGAUCUUCUCCCCGCCGGCCUUUGCCGAGCAGCCAGCCCAGGGCCGGGAGAGCGUUGCAGGCCGGCCUGGAAAGGCGACGGCACAGGAAGGGGCUGGCUUAGCCGGAGGAGGCGGGGCUGUGUGGGCGCAUGCGCGGCUGCGGCUGAAGCCCACGCCGGGCAGGCGCCUUGCUCGCCAAGCCCGCCUCACCUUUCCCUCGCUAAGCCACCAGGGCGAGAGAGGGGUCCGCUGGCACGCCUUCGCCCGGGCAGGAGCCGCCGCAGCCUUCAGUUCAGCAAUGAUGAGCGAAGAGAAGCCGCAGCUGAAAAAGGAGGUGAUCUCCCAGGAAGAAGAGGAGGAGGAGGAGGGAGGGAAGCUGGUGAAAGAAGUCACCGUCCCCCGGGAGAAAGCAGAGAAAGGUAAUCUAGUGAAAGAAGAGGAGAUCCCCCAGGAGGAAGAGAACUGGGUGAAAGAAGAGGAGAGCUCCCAGGAGGAAGAGGAGUAUUGGGUGAAAGAAGCGAUCCACGUGGAGGAAGUGGACGAUGAUUAUUUCAUAAAAGAGGAGAUUCUUCCAGAGGAAGGUUAUGAAGAGACAGAAGCUUAUGAAGGGACGGAAGAUUAUGAAGAUCCGGAAGGUUAUGAGCAGACAGAAGGUUUUGAAGAUCCAGAAGGUUAUGAGCAGACAGAAUGUUACGAAGGUUACGAACAGGCAGAAAAUUAUGAGCAGGCAGAAUGUUAUGAAGGUUACGAACAGGCAGAAAAUUACGAACAGGCAGAAUGUUAUGAAGCUUAUGAACAGGCACAAGGUUAUGAGCAGACAGAAGAGGGCGAGGCCCUUCUUGAGGAAUAUGAAAUAAAUGUUUUCCAGAUUCCUGGGGAUGAUGAGCCAUGUUAUAGCGAGCCUGUUCCUGAGAGCCAGCAAGUCUACGUCCCAAAGAAGAGACGGAGGAAAGCCGUGCCGGUAGAAGGAGCAGGUGUACAACCUGGCAAAGCCACAGUCGCGAAGGUAAGAAAAAUCUAUAAGUGCCCUGAUUGCGGGAAAAUCUUCAAACGGUGUUCUCCCCUUAUCAGACACCGGAGAACCCACACUGGGGAGAAACCUUACGUCUGCCGGGAAUGCUUGAAACGCUUCAGCGACAGCUCAGCCCUGGUUAAGCAUCAGCGAAUCCAUGCAGGAGAGAAGCCUUACACGUGCCCUGAGUGCGGGAAGAGUUUCUCCCAAAGCUCAACCCUUAUUGCGCACCAGAGAAUACACACUGGAGAGAAGCCGUAUGUGUGCCCUGACUGCGGUAAGAGUUUCAGCGUGAGCUCCAAUCUUGUUGCUCAUCAGAGAAUCCACACAGGAGAGAAGCCUUUUGGCUGUCCUGUCUGCUUGAAAGGCUUUCUGGUCAGCUCCCACCUCAUCAGACACCUAAGAAUACACACAGCGGAGAAACCUUACAUUUGCCGAGAAUGCGGGGAGUGCUUUACUCAGAGCUCCCACCUCGUCGUGCAUAAGAGAAUCCACACCGGCGAAAAACCUUAUCUAUGUUCCGAGUGUGGGAAGAGUUACCGUGGGAUCUCAGAUUUGAUCCAGCACCAGAGGAUUCACACGGGAGAGAGGCCCUACAAGUGCCCCGAGUGUGGGAAAUGUUUCAGUCAGAGCUCAUGCCUUAAGAAGCACCAGCGGAUUCACACUGGGGAGAAACCUUUCAUGUGCCUCAAAUGUGGGAGAAGGUUCAAUCGGAACUCACAUUUGACCAGGCACCAGAAAACCCACACAGUGUGAUUUGAAAAAAU
Lacerta agilis (Sand lizard) is the source of this 4045-nucleotide messenger RNA. Its product is annotated as zinc finger protein 850-like. NCBI's taxonomy places the organism in Eukaryota, Metazoa, Chordata, Lepidosauria, Squamata, Lacertidae. The record is from RefSeq and is a predicted model, not a curated record. Bases 285 to 4034 code for a protein of 1249 amino acids. The transcript has 7 exons.